AUGGCUAAGGGUCAGAUGAAGUGCUCGCUUCAGACGCUGCCGACACAAGGGACUGGCAGCGUGCUGCAGCCUUAUGUUACAGAUGCACCAUCUCAGGAAGGUCACCUCUCCCAGCAGGAGCCCGAGUCACCCACGGCCGAAAAUGACAAUGUCUUUCUCAUCAGGGCGGAAGGAUUCCCCUUCUCCUGCACCGAGGAAGACGUGCUUACCUUUUUUGAUAGCUGUAGAAUUCGAAAUGGUGAGAACGGCAUACACUUCCUCUUAAACAGGGAUGGGAGACGCAGGGGGGAUGCCUUGAUCGAGCUAGAGUCGAAAGCGGAUGUCCAGAGGGCCUUGGAAAAGCACCUGAGGUAUAUGGGCCCACGCUAUGUGAAAGUUUUUGAAGUACACGAUAGCGAUGUAGAGGGCUUACUACGAAGUCUGCGGGAUGAGUCACAAGCCGUAAGUGAUGGAGUCGUACUACUCAGAGGCCUUCCGUUCAGCUCCACUGAGGAGGAUAUUGCAGAUUUUUUCUCAGGUUUGAAAAUUAGUGACAUAGCUUUCGUUUACCGGGGAGAAAGAAGAACAGGAGAAGCUUUCGUGCAGUUCGCAGCUCCUCAAAUGGCAGCUAAAGCCCUGUUACGACACCGGGAAUAUAUGGGAAAUAGAUAUAUAGAAGUGUACAUAAGUAGAAAGCAUCAAAUGCAAAGGCACGUGCCUUACCACAAGCACAUGGUGACCUACCCCAGAGUGAGAAGAGAACAUGAAGCUGUUUCUGAAGAAAGGGGAUUGAGCAGCACAGGAGGCUCUGAUGCUGACAGAGAAAACAAAUUGUGCAGGGAAGGAACAGAAAACUCCGGGUCCGUUUUAGAAUCUGGGAACAUCUCAUCACCGCUGCACUUUGUCCAUGUGAGGGGUUUCCCUACCCAGACUAGUGCUCAAGACAUAAUAAAUUUUUUUGCGCCGCUGAAGCCCACAAGGAUCAUGGUAGAAUACAACUCCCACGGUGAUGCCACAGGAGAAGCGGAUGUGCAUUUUGCGAGCCAAGAGGACGCAGUGGCGGCCAUGGCGAAGGAGGGGUCACAGCCGCGUAAGUACAGAGAGGGGGCUCUUACAACCUCAAGACUCAGCUCCCAGGGUCGUUUGGCACAGAGUGCAGUGCCAUUGAAUUAUUCCUCAAUAAACAUCCAGAGGCAAAACAAGACUGCUAGUGACAGUGGCACUGUCUCAGAUUUGGCCGAAGUGAACACAUUCCCUGGGUAUGAGCAUAAAGAUCGCAUACGAGUGUCGCUGCUCAAUUACAAGGAUAAACUGUAUAAAAUUCAGUUUAACAUUGUGUAA
Charadrius vociferus (killdeer) is the source of this 1320-nucleotide messenger RNA. It is a transcript of the gene GRSF1, whose product is annotated as G-rich RNA sequence binding factor 1. Lineage: Eukaryota; Metazoa; Chordata; Aves; Charadriiformes; Charadriidae. The transcript is spliced from 10 exons. The record is from RefSeq and is a predicted model, not a curated record. Gene Ontology annotation, molecular function: RNA binding. Gene Ontology annotation, cellular component: ribonucleoprotein complex; nucleoplasm. Bases 1 to 1320 code for a protein of 439 amino acids. Gene Ontology annotation, biological process: regulation of RNA splicing.